CCUCAUUUCCUCAUCUGCACAAGCGCCCGUCAGCAGCAGAAGCAGCAAGUACAUCCCAACUGGUCCCUGCAAGCACUGAAACUGCACCAGCUUCCUCAUAUUCUCCUCUGCACAAGCGUCUGUUGACAGCUGAAGCAGCAACUACAUCCAACUGAUGUUUCGCGUGAGGGUCUCAUGUACAGACAUGCAGCUUGCAGCAGGCGCAACCCCGCAGAACGGCAGCGUGUACACCAUGUUCCACGGCACCAGCGAGGAUGGGGCCAGAGCCAUCAUCGCGAAGGGCUUCAAACAGUCCACUGAUGGCAUGCUGGGCCCCGGGGUGUACGUGAGCCGGGACAUUAAUAAGGCCAGUAGGUACCCGUUAGACCUACCGCGUCACGAGAGGGUGGUUCUGCAGGUCGAAGUGCGUGUGGGAAGAGUGAAGAAGAUCGACAGACAAGGCCACCCGUUGCAGAAGACGUGGCAUGAUAAAGGCUACAACACCGCGUGGGUGCCACCCAACUGUGGGAUGGUAUCCAGUGGGCUGGAGGAAGACUGCAUCUGGAACCCGAAGAGAGUGAAGGUCAUUAGACGGGUGCCAACGCCUCCAGAGGAUGACGGAGUUUGCGUAAUUAUGUUCACCUUCAUGGGCGUCACCAUUCUAAUUUCGGUCAGCCAGGUCACUCCGGCGUAUAUUAUCUUUCGCGAGAGGGUCUACCGUACAGACAUGCAGCUUGCAGGAGGCGCAACCCCGCAGAACGACAACGUGUACACCAUGUUCCACGGCACCAGCGAGGAUGGGGCCAGAGCCAUCAUCGCGAAGGGCUUCAAACAGUCCACUGAUGGCAUGCUGGGCCCCGGGGUGUACGUGAGCCGGGACAUUAAAAAGGCCAGUAGGUACCCGUUAAACCUACCGCAUCACGAGAGGGUGGUUCUGCAGGUCGAAGUGCGUGUGGGAAAAGUGAAGAAGAUCGACAGACAAGGCCACCCUUUGCAGAAGACGUGGCAUGAUGAAGGCUACAACACCGCGUGGGUGCCACCCAACUGUGGGAUGGUACCCAGUGGGCUGGAGGAAGACUGCAUCUGGAACCCGAAUAGAGUGAAAGUCAUUAGACAGGUGCCAACGCCUCCAGAGGAUGACGGAUUUUGCAUAAUUCUUUAAUGCGGAAUCCUAUUAUCAAUUGCUUGUGUCCUAACAACGAUGCAUCCUUCCACAUUCACCAGUUUUCCAUAUUCAGAUACAAAUACAAAUCAGUCGCAUUUUGGUGGAUGGAGGAGGUAAAUAUAUUGUCCAAACGAAGCUUAAUUUGCAGUCCGCAAUAUAAAAGCCAAAUUUUUUUUCAAAAACUAACACUAUGCUAGAAAAUAUAUCUAAUUAUAAAGACACAUGUACUAAACUACUGUAACUACAGGCGAAUGUCAACAAGUCUAAAAAUAUACAACCUCAGCGGUGAAACAACCCACUACUACACUUCUAAAUAUUGUCUCAAUGCAGAGCUUCCCUCUUCCCAAUAACCAUUAAACGGGAGGCCAGCAUUGGCGUGUGGCUCUAACCGAUGGAUCAACGUUGGCCCAACAUUCCAUGUUGAUGGAGUUCACACCCCAGACUGGGCUCACUCUGUGCCCCUUAAACCUGUUUAAGGAGACUCUGCCUCUUAACCUUAACCAUGUUAUGCUUCUAAUGAGCCCCCCCCCCGCCCCUGGAACCCUAUCCAAGUUUGGAAACCUCCGGUAGGUUCCAGCCAAUCGGCCACUGUCUCUACCCACAACUUGAUUUCACAGGUGUGGGGCUGGUGCUAAAAUGCCCACAACCUCCAACCCAACGACGCACCCUGCGUUAUUUAAUCCGCACGUUUCUACUUGUAUAUCAGGGAUUAUCGAGUAAGUUCCGUCCGAUCACCAGCCUCUUGUAAUCCAAUCUGGGUCUUGGCUUCUGCAGGUGGCACACAGUGAAUCCUACCAUGCAGAUGUUCUCCACUAACAGCGUGCACUCGCAUGAUCUGAAACACUGGCCUGCAAUGUUGUCAAUGUAUCCUUCUGUUUAAUCUGUUAACAUGUGCCUCGUAUUUGUAUUAGUUUUCAUAGAUUUUAUGCAAAUUACUUAAAUUGGUAACUUGCGAUGUAUCUACAUACAUUAUUCAAUUGCCUUCAAUCAGUGUGGAAAUGUCCCAUUGAGUGUGGGUGUUUUGUUCUGCCCCGUGGUAUUGAGAACAGUCUUCAACUUUUGUCUACUGUCUCUCUGGCUUCUCUAUGUAUGUGCUAUGAAGAAGGACCAUUUUAAGAUAACGUUCUUGACAAACGUGAGUUAAUUCAACUAAGGCACCACUGCCAAAUGCAGCAUUGAAUUUCCAUCCAUCAAAUGCGUGAGAAUGUUCCACGUGUUUGGGCGUUUCAUUCAGCAAGGACUGCGCCUCACCCCGAAGACUCGGGUUGUGUGGUCUAGGAAUCGCGAGUAAAAGGAUAUCAUAAACAAAUUCACAGUACGUUCAUCAAGAGUGUGGGGAUACAGGUUGCGUGGCAUGGCGUCUGCGUGACGUAUUCAUGGCCACUGAUCCAUCUGCCCAAGUCGUGAUUUAUUUUUUUAUGUUAUUCGAUGUUAAUUUUGUGCGUACUGUUUACCUUCAUAUGGCUGCCUUGUACAUCAUCCUGAGAUGGUCUUGUAUUUAGACGCAAUGUACGUUCAAAUAGUAUUGCUGAAUACUGCUUCUGUGAAAAAUAGGGCUGGCUGUCAACCAGAAUUGGUUUUGAGGGCUAAAGAGGUGCAGUAGUGUGCCGUGGUAAGGGACGUGCUGGGUAAUCUUGUAUGGAUAAAGGGGAUACAUGAUGGGGUUCUGCGAGGAAUAGCAUUAGGGCCCUACCGACUGGCUGUAGUUUUCAGAGCGGCAGUAUUGCUUAAUGCGGUGACAACAAUGAGAUUAUAACGGUGACCAAGAAAACAAAGGGAAUAUCUCCAUUAUUCACGUAGGUUUUUUUUUCUUUCUGGGAACUAGUUUAACAUUUACAAUUGUGUUUGCUGAAUGGUGUAUAUUCAUUAAUACACGAAUUGGCAGAAUUUUGUUUCAUUGACAAAUAUUUAAAUAUAUAUAACAUUUAAGUCAAUUAUCUCAUAUUCCUUGCAAACCAGUGUAUUCCAGCAGCAAUUGGUAUAUGUAGAACUUAAAUAAGAAUAUUUUUAAAUAACACGCUUUAAUGAUAUGUACCGUAUUCGUAAUGGCAGAAUUCCACGACGAAGUGGUCCCGAAGCUUGCCAUAACGUAAGGGGCCGUGGUCAUUUAGAGCCAACGUCAGUUGAGCGUGGACAAUUAGACCCAAUCCGAAACAUAACAUAUAAAAACAUGUUAAAAAAUAUAUAAAAAAAUGUUUUUGAUAGAAUAUAGUAAUGUCAUCAGUAUGACAUUGGUAUACUAAGUUUGCAGUCGAUACCACAUUGGGAAGUGGGUUAAAAUUGAGUUACAAGAUUUGAGGAUACGACGACGACGACAACGAGAACAAUGACAACAAUGACAACAACAAGCGUGUAAAAUUGGAAUCAUCGAGAGUAUUCUAUAUGAAUAUAGCGCUCUACCUAGCAUUUACCGUUAUAAACCUUUUUCAUGUGUAGUACCCCAAUAAUUACCCUGUAAUUGGGUAAUUUGUAUGGGGUAAGGGUAAAAGGUAGGGUAAAGGUAGGCUCGUUGCUUUUUACCUUACCUGCUAAAGGGUAAAAGGUAGGGUAUAGUGCUUGUAUUGUGGUAAGGUAAAAGGAAGGGUAAAGGUAAGCUCUUUGUUUUUACUUUUUAGCUAAUACCUUACCUUGCCGAGGCCUACGUCUGGAGGAGGCGGGGCCUACAAGGGAAGGGGUGGGGCCUAGAGUGGUGGGUGAGGCUUUCAAUCCAUGAACCUCGCUGUUUAAAUAUUAUUUGGGUCUUUCGGUAAAGUAACGAAGAUAGGUAAAAAAAAUGUAAAAUAAAUUAUUUUUAAAUAUUUUUUUUUAUUAAUCAUUAAUAAAUUUACUUUUACAUUUUUGAACCUAUAUAUAUGACUUUACUGAAAGACCCAAAGAAUAUGAAUUCCUGCAGUCACGAAAGCUUUAAGUCAAUCUUUUUUUUAGCUGUUGAAGUAAGGAAGUGAAAGCAUGAUAUAAAACAACUGUAAUCAAAUAAGUACAACAGGGAACAAUUUAAUACCUAAAAUGUGGCCACAGGCCCACUAGUUUGAUGAAUAAUCUGAAAGGAAUUGUAUAUAAUCGCUUUCAGAUAGUGGUGGAAAUUUUAAAUCGAUUUCUCAAUUUUUUGCGUUUAAAUUUUCAGAACGCCAACAUGAAAAAGACACGUGUUCAUUUUGAUUUUGUUGAAUAUAAACCAUAAUUUACAAGACCUGUCUUGCGUCUUAAUUGUGUAAUAAAAGAUGUUGA
Messenger RNA from Lethenteron reissneri (Far Eastern brook lamprey), 4372 nucleotides. RefSeq lists its product as uncharacterized. The record is from RefSeq and is a predicted model, not a curated record. Gene Ontology annotation, molecular function: NAD+ poly-ADP-ribosyltransferase activity. Lineage: Eukaryota; Metazoa; Chordata; Hyperoartia; Petromyzontiformes; Petromyzontidae. Gene Ontology annotation, cellular component: cytoplasm.